Molecule: messenger RNA, 659 nt
Organism: Meleagris gallopavo (turkey)
Lineage: Eukaryota; Metazoa; Chordata; Aves; Galliformes; Phasianidae
Gene: CREG1
Product: cellular repressor of E1A stimulated genes 1
Source: RefSeq, a predicted model, not a curated record
CACCCCACCCCGCGCCGGGUUGUAGUCCGUCGCCGCGUCGCUCGCGAUAGGCUGCGGUGUCGGUGGCGGCUGCGGUGCGCAAAAUGGUGUUGUUGGCGUUCCUGUGCGCGGCCGCGCUGGCGGUGUCGGCCCACGGAUCCAUCCCUCCGCCCGAGGAGGCGGCGCGCAUGGCGCGCUUCGUCUUGCACAACUGCGACUGGGGCGCGCUGGCCACGCUCUCCGCGCAGGAAGGGCUGCGCGGCCGCCCCUUCGCCAACAUCUUCUCCAUCAGCGACGGCGCCCCGGGGCGCGGCGGCAGCGGCGUCCCCUAUCUGUACCUGACCGACAUGGAGAUCUCCGUGCAGGACCUGGAGAUCAAUUCGAAUGCCUCCCUAACUGUGUCUUUGGCACAGACUCCGUACUGCAAGAAGCACAGAUAUGACCCCCAGAACCCCCUCUGCGCCCACAUCAUCUUCUGUGGGAGCAUUGUAAAGGUGAAUGAUUCAGAAGCAGCCUUAGCAAAAAAGGCGUUAUUCACUCGGCACCCUGAGAUGGAAAGUUGGCCUAAGGAUCAUAACUGGUUCUUUGCCAAAUUCAACAUCACCAAUAUUUGGGUUCUGGACUACUUCGGUGGACUGAAAAUUGUGACACCAGAAGAAUAUUACAAUGUCAAGCCUUAG